This is a messenger RNA of Paramecium primaurelia, 1431 nucleotides long. The record is from the annotation of a GenBank genome assembly. Lineage: Eukaryota; Ciliophora; Oligohymenophorea; Peniculida; Parameciidae.
AUGCACGAUUCAAAGAGUUUAUUUUAGAAAAUGGAAGGAACAUUGGCUGAAAAAUUAUGUGUUAAAGAAUUACUAAAAGAAUAAGUCAUAAUCUAUAUCUAAAAAACAAAGGAAUUUGUACAAAAAGAGAUUGUGAUUUCUUUCAACUCUUUAAUAAUAGAGAAUUAAUUCAUAGAGUUGAGCAAAUGUUAAUUUGAGUAGAGAGUAAGCAAGCCUAAAAAUAGUGAAGGAUUUAAUAUCAUUAUUAUUAAGAAUGCUACUUGUAAAGAAUUCUUAAUUACUUCAAAUCCUCAACAGUGUCUUAGAUUAAAGAUCUAUCUAAAAAAAUUUUGUGUUCACAAAAAUUACAGUGGAAGAUAUCGAUUUAUUGAACAGAAAAACUGUCUACCUCUUUCCCAAUCAUAUAAAGUAUUAAAAUAUAUACAUAAAAUUAGAAAAAUAAUCAAUAUUUCUCAACAAUCAAAUUCGAAAAGAAAUAACUAGAAGAAAAUUAAGAACUACAAAUAUUUCACAAUUAAUUAACCAUCAUGCAUGCGUUUUAAUUAAUGCCUAAUAUCUUUAGAGUAUGUGAAGAUGCUUAAAGAUAUUAUAUAUUAGGAGAAAACAUGAAAUUAUAAUCUUUGGAAUCACUAUUAUUGAAUGGAUUUGAAUUUAAAGAAGUACCAUUUGUAUCCAUUAUUUUCAUGAUCUUAUAAACCAUUCAAAAAUAUCAAGCUAAAUCUAUCUAUCAUGGAAAUAUCAAUCUAUAGAAUAUCUAUAUAAAUACUGAUAGCUAAACUCUUUAAAUUACUUUACUCUUUCCAAAAUAUAAUGAACAUAAUACUAAAAAUAUAGAAAAAGAUAUUUUUAGUCUAGGGAAAUUACUCUAUUAAAUUACAUUUUAUACUUAGAAAGGUGAAAUAAUGAAAGAUGUUAAUCUAAAAUUAAUUUAAUCCUUAAUGGAUAAAUGGUCAGAACCAAAUUCGUAAAGAACUCAAUAUAAAUUUCUAUAUCGUAUUAGUUAGCUUGAUUUAUUAAAUUAAUUACUUUCUUCUAAAACGACAGUAGAGUUAGCUUUGAUUCAUUAAUGGUUUGUGAACAUUAGAUAAAACCUAAAAAUUGAAUCUAAAUAACUCAUGUCUAAAGCUCUUCUUGCAACAAUCAUGGAAGAAUAAGAAUUUCAUAUUACUUCUUCCCAAUUUUUAGAUAAUCAAAUUACAAUCACUUAAUAAAGUGGUUAAGAUUAUGGUAAUAGAAAAAUAUAAUUAUAUAGAACCUGAAGAAGAACUUUAUCCUAUUCGAUGUUAAUUGAUUAAUACAAUUCAAAUGAUACCUUCUAAAUAAAAACAUGAUGAUGCUAAAUUAUAUUUGUAUAGAUCGAAGACAUUUGCAAGUUCAACGAUUAAAAGAGACUCUUUUCCAGAAAUUACAAAAUAAUGGACUUAUAAAUGA